Coffea eugenioides is the source of this 1978-nucleotide messenger RNA. Its product is annotated as SRSF protein kinase 2-like. The record is from RefSeq and is a predicted model, not a curated record. Bases 188 to 1855 code for a protein of 555 amino acids. The transcript has 4 exons. Gene Ontology annotation, biological process: protein phosphorylation; regulation of mRNA processing; spliceosomal complex assembly. NCBI's taxonomy places the organism in Eukaryota, Viridiplantae, Streptophyta, Magnoliopsida, Gentianales, Rubiaceae. Gene Ontology annotation, molecular function: protein kinase activity; ATP binding.
AAGAACAGUAGAAACCCUAAAUUUUCCCUGUUGUCUCCCCCUUUCCCACAUACACACGCACACAUAGUAAGAAGUAUCUAGAGAUUCCAAGAGCGAGCGAGCGAGCUGGGGUUUCAGAUUCGACCGUAGAUUUGGAUUGCGGCGGGUUAAAUCAUUUUCCGGGGCUUCGAUAGCCGGUGAUUUGGUGAUGGCGGAGGUGGCUAACGUCCGGGAGGAAAGGAAUGGAGACGAUCGGAGUGAGACGAGCGAUUACGAUUACACGUCGGAGGAUGAAGGGACCGAGGAUUACAGGCGCGGAGGCUACCACGCUGUCCGAAUCGGCGAUUCCUUCAAGCACGGUCGAUAUGUGGUGCAGAGCAAGCUUGGUUGGGGCCAUUUUUCCACAGUUUGGCUUGCUUGGGAUUCUCAAAAAUCUAGGUAUGUUGCUUUAAAGGUUCAGAAGAGUGCACAACAUUACACUGAAGCUGCAAUGGAUGAGAUUACAAUAUUGAAGCAGAUUGCUGAGGGAGACCCAGAGGAUAACAAGUGUGUGGUGAAGUUAUUGGAUCACUUUAAGCAUUCAGGGCCUAAUGGGCAGCAUGUAUGUAUGGUUUUUGAGUAUCUGGGUGACAAUCUUCUGACCCUUAUUAAGUACUCCGACUACCGAGGGAUCCCGCUUCACAUGGUCAAAGAAAUUUGCUUUCAUGUUUUGGUCGGUUUGGACUACCUGCAUCGCCAGCUUUCUAUAAUACACACAGAUUUGAAGCCAGAAAAUAUACUACUAUUGUCAAUGAUUGAUCCAUCUAAAGAUCCAAGGCAAUCAGGUGCACCGCUCAUUCUUCCUUUGAGUAAGAGUAGGGCUUUAACUGAGGCUGGGUCCUCUAAAGAUGCCAAGACUUUGAACGGUGACCUAACAAAGAAUCAGAAAAAGAAAAUUCGUAGAAAAGCUAAACGAGCUGCACAAAGGUGUGCAGGGAAGGAAGCUGCAGAGGACAUUGAGCAAGAUAAUGAGGCAACAAGUGCUGAAGAAUCUUGCCAUGAUGAGAAAACCAAUGUGGACUUUGCUGAAGAGCAAUCCAACUCUUCGGCUGCCAAAGAUAAGUCACCACUAGGUGAAGGAACAAAGGAUGGACAUCAGGGGAGUAAAAGAGGUAGCCGUUCUAUUAGGCAGAAACUGCUCGGUGAGGUUGAUCUUAAGUGUAAAUUAGUAGAUUUUGGAAAUGCAUGUUGGACAUAUAAACAGUUUACAAGUGAUAUUCAGACGAGGCAGUACAGGUGUCCGGAGGUCAUUCUUGGAUCUAAGUACUCAACAUCCGCUGAUCUAUGGUCAUUUGCUUGCAUAUGCUUUGAGCUGGCCACUGGAGAUGUUCUCUUUGAUCCUCACAGUGGCGACAGCUAUGACAGGGAUGAGGAUCACUUGGCCUUGAUGAUGGAGCUUCUUGGGAUGAUGCCACGUAAGAUUGCUUUGGGUGGCCGCUAUUCACGGGAAUUCUUUAACAGAUUUGGAGAUCUAAGGCAUAUUCGUCGAUUAAGAUUCUGGCCCCUUAACAAGGUGCUAAUGGAAAAAUACGAGUUUAGUGAGCAAGAUGCAACUGAUCUGGCAGAUUUCUUGAUACCGAUACUUGAUUUUGUGCCUGAGAAAAGACCUACUGCAGCACAAUGUCUUAGUCAUUCAUGGAUCAGUACAGGCCCCAGGCGGCUUGUGCCAUCUUCUUGUAAUCCUCCAAUGCAGGCAAUUGAAAAUGGCAGUGCUGAAAAGAAGAGAGAUAAGGAUGAGAGGGAGGCGAUGGAAGUUAGAGUUGGGAAUAUGAACAUUGAUGGUAAAUCAAAGCAAGUUAAAGAUUCUCCAUCAAAUGUAAACCUACCAAAACAGUGAUAGUUAAUUUAUUCUGGUAUUGCUUUGUUUUAUGUUGCCGUUGACCCUUUUGUGGUUCACAAAGUUUAGUAAAUUAAAAUGUUUGCUCAUUAAUCAUCAAAAAGUUUAAGCUGUUAGAGGAUA